UUUUCUUUGGCCAAUGAUCGAUCCUUGCUCUACAUAUAUACAAGUAUUAUCACGAGUAAGACCCCAAACAAAAAUGGGAGUUUCCUCUCCCGACUUCCGAGCCCCUCCUCCGUCCCCGGUAGCAUCCAGCCGCCGUGCCUCCUUCACGGCCAACGAAGACGUCCUCUCGGAGUUCCUGGACAAGUGUGGUCGAGUCCCAAAUCUUGUAUUGCCCGAUAAAGUCUUCCCCAAGCACACAUUCCUUCUCAACCCUCCCACCUUCGAUUUCCACCGGUUGGACUCCCUCUCGGCUCUGCUUGAUGCCAUCGCCACCAUCGGUUGUUUUCAGCUCGUUAACCACGGUGUUCCAGAGGCUAUGGUGAAAGCCGCCAUGGACAAAACCAUUUUCCACGAUGAGACGGAGGAGUUCGUGUUUAAUAAAGAUAUUAAUGCUGAUGAUCACACGGCUUGUUAUUCAGAUUUGAGGGAGUUGAUGGGUGAGGCAGAGAGGAUAGGGAAGGCGGUGAGAGAAAAGCUAGGAGCAGGAGGAAGAAGCCAAAAGGAAGGGGUAGGGGUUUGCUACGUGAAGAGGCAUAAUAUUAAAAACGAAUCAAAGGAAGAAGCCAUAAGGAUGCUGCUAAGAGGCUAUGACGAAAGACAUUCUCUAUGUCUCAACUUCUGCCAUGCAGAGUUCCACGUCUACUCCAAAAGAGGUUGGGUCUCCUUCUCCCCACGUCCCGAUGCGGUGAUCGUCACAAUCGGAGAUCAAGGCUGGAGCGGAAGAUUCAAGGGCGUUGUGGGGAGGCCCCUUCUUUACAAAUCAGAUCUUCAUCACAAUCUGAUUUCCAUAUCCUUUCUCUACACUAGUACUACCACUCUCCACAACACAAGCAGAAAAAUUACCAAAAGGACGAAGAAGAAGACCAUUUCCCUCUUCCAACAGCUCCUCUUUGCUCUCUUUCUCACACUCCUCUUCCCUUUUUUACUUCCUUGAUCAUUACAUACUUGUUGCCUUGUUGCUCCUUUUUUCCUUUUUUUCUUUGGAAACUAAAAUACAAGUGGGUAAUGUGUAUCUCAAUCUUGUUUAAUUUUAGCCUUUUUCCCAAGCAAUGCAUGGCCCAAUCAUUCAGUUUAAAAUCCCGCUAUAUCCAAAUAACGAUAUUUGACCCCUCACCCAUUCGGUUAUCAAUCUCAUGCCCAAUCCACUUGACACUGCGCAAGAAUCACAUAGAUAUAUACUCUGAACUCUGAAGUAAUUCUUACAUAACCCGAGAUUAAUUAGGUGGUGCAAGAGCACAUAUCCACCUUCGAGUAUUUCACUGCAAGAAACGUAACGUGUAUAUAUAUGCACAGAUUUGAUGUAUAGUAAUGCUAUGCAUCGUUUUCACACUACGUAUGUAAUGUAAGUGUAACUAUAAUGCAAUAUAGACAACAAGAUAUAUAGAGU
Arabidopsis thaliana (thale cress) is the source of this 1426-nucleotide messenger RNA. It is a transcript of the gene DTA4, whose product is annotated as downstream target of AGL15-4. Bases 14 to 973 code for a protein of 319 amino acids. Lineage: Eukaryota; Viridiplantae; Streptophyta; Magnoliopsida; Brassicales; Brassicaceae. The transcript is spliced from 2 exons. The record is from RefSeq and is marked reviewed.